This is a messenger RNA of Ilex paraguariensis (yerba mate), 1140 nucleotides long. The record is from the annotation of a GenBank genome assembly. NCBI's taxonomy places the organism in Eukaryota, Viridiplantae, Streptophyta, Magnoliopsida, Aquifoliales, Aquifoliaceae.
AUGGAAGGUACGCAGGCCGAUCCGGUGGGGGAAUGGAGCUCACCGGGAGGUGAAACGGGGCUCGAAGAGCCUAUGUGGCAGUUGGGGUUGGGUACUGGAGCUGAAUCAUACCCUGAACGGCCCGACGAGGCCGAUUGUAUCUAUUAUUUGAGGACUGGGUUUUGUGGGUAUGGUGCAAGGUGUCGGUUCAAUCAUCCCCGGAACCGUACUGCGGCUGUGGGAUCUAUGAGGGCUACUGGAGGGGAGUUGCCCGAACGAGUGGGCCAACCUGUGUGCCAGUACUUUAUGAGGACGGGAAUGUGUAAAUUUGGUGCUUCCUGCAAAUAUGACCAUCCAAGACAAGGAGCUGGAUCUAUAAACCCAGUGGCACUAAAUAUUUCUGGAUACCCAUUGCGACUGGGCGAAAAAGAGUGUUCAUACUACGUAAAAACGGGGCAGUGCAAGUUUGGUGCAACGUGUAAAUUUCAUCAUCCACAGCCAGCUGGCAUACAAGUGCCGGCACCUGCAGCUGGACCUUUGCCUGCACCAGCACUUUAUCCACCAAUGCAGUCUCAUUCUGUUCCAUCUUCUCAACAGUAUGGGGUGAUGACUGGCAACUGGCCCGUUGCGAGGCAUACUAUGCUUCAAGGAUCUUAUGUCCCUGGCACUUAUAGUCCGGUGCUGCUCUCCCCAGGGAUUGUUCCCUUUCCGGGUUGGAGUCCUUACACGGUAAAUCUAGUGAAGGCUCCUUGCAUGAAUCAGAAAUUUCUUAUGAUGCGUACAAUUUUCAACAAGUUGUUAACCCAUCUGGUGCAGGCACCUGUUAGUCCAUUAGCCUCUCCUAGUACUCAGCCAACCAUUGGAGCAGGCCAGAUGUAUGGGAUAACACAACUAUCUCCUUCGGCACCCGCCUAUUCAGGACCUUAUCUAUCCAUACCUUCUAUUGCUGGUCCUUCAAGCCGUAGCCAGAAGGAACAGUCAUUUCCUGAAAGACCUGGCCAACCUGAAUGUCAAUAUUACAUGAGAACGGGGGAUUGUAAAUUUGGAUCUUCAUGUAGAUAUCAUCAUCCACCAGAAUGGAGUGCACCGAAACCAAAUUUUGUCCUUAGCCCCAUGGGUCUUCCUCUACGUCCGGUAAGCUUCUCAUCAUAUACAUAUUGA